AUGUGGGACAAUCUAAAUGACCAACUUUUUAAAAAACGUCGUGGCGACAAAGAUGCCGAAGAAGAUGGGUGUCAACAGCAAGGCGGAGGUCGCCCAAAUCCCGAAAAAGUGCCGCCGAGGCAAAGCAGAAGGAUCGCAAGAUUCGGGAGAAGCGGUGUCUUUGGCUCAAACAGCUAUGAUGAACUUAUUGGCUCUUUGGAAGGAAAUGAAGGCUUUGGACGAGCGGAUUACUUCCUCGUUGGCAAAGACUUUCCUAGUUACGUUGAAUGCCAACAAAAAGUCGACGAGGCAUACCGAGACCAGAAAGUUCGUUCAAGUUUAGCAGCGAUCGGACGAUCCACGAAUAUGCCAAAGACAAAUGGAACAUUAAGCAAGUCGAACUUCCAUGAGCCUUGACCAGACUACCUUAUCAAGUCUUUUGAAUGUAUUUUCUACUUCCUAAGUUUCUAGUGUAUCCAGGUAAAUAAGGAAAUCAUGUAAUGAUGCAAUACAGUUAAUGCAAGAAAUAAGAUUCAAGGAAUCUA
This is a messenger RNA of Eutrema salsugineum, 524 nucleotides long. Its product is annotated as alpha-glucan phosphorylase 1-like. Gene Ontology annotation, molecular function: pyridoxal phosphate binding; glycogen phosphorylase activity. Gene Ontology annotation, cellular component: cytoplasm. NCBI's taxonomy places the organism in Eukaryota, Viridiplantae, Streptophyta, Magnoliopsida, Brassicales, Brassicaceae. Gene Ontology annotation, biological process: glycogen catabolic process. The transcript is spliced from 3 exons. The record is from RefSeq and is a predicted model, not a curated record. The coding region runs from base 1 to 396 and encodes 131 amino acids.